GUCUGUGCACCCCGCAGCCUUAAAAUAACCCUUAUCGCCUAGGCAAUGGAUGAGGAACGGUAACAGGACGAGGAGCAGCGCAUGGGAUCGCGCGGCCGGGUCGGGGGCAAGCGGCGCAAGAUCCUGACCGACGAGCAAGAGGGGAAGAUCAAGCUGGCCUUUUUUGUGGCCAUUGUGGGGAUGACCCUGACGGUGCUGGCAGUGGGCACAGAAUUCUGGGUGGAACUGAACACCUACAAGCAGAACCACACGGCCAUCUGCGAGGCGGCUCACUACGGCCUUUGGAAAUUCUGCUACAAAAAACUCUGGGUGGAGGACGUGGAAGAGCAGCGGGCGACCUGCGGACCUGCCGAGCUGCCUGGAGAAGCCAACUGUUCUUAUUUCAAGUUCUUCACCACUGGGGAGAAUGCCCACAUCUUCCAGAGGACAACCAAAAAAGAGCUGAACAUUACGGCCGCUGUUGUGUCCCUUCUGAGCAUCACGCUCAUGGCCAUGGGGUCCAUCUGCAUCACUAUGGCUCUGAGCAAAGGGAUCGAGUUCCUCCUGAAACCAGCGUCCAUUUUCUUUAUCAUAUCAGGUAUCAUGGUGCUGGUGUGUCUGGAGGUUUUCCGGCACUCGGUCCGGUGGCUUAUCACCUCCGACGAGACCGUCCCACUGGAGUACGAAUAUUCCUGGUCGGUGGCCUGUGCGGUGGCUGCUGGCUCCAUCCUGAUCUUUGGCGGAGGCUGUUUCAUUCUUCUGUCCAUCCCAAGCUUGCCCAAAAAGCCCUGGGAAUACUGCAUCAAAGGCAGAAGCAGCAGCGCCGCUUCCUAAAACCCAUUUGGUACGGGAGGGAACCCCCCCCCAGUCUCUUUGUAUCACUGUGCAACAA
Euleptes europaea (tarantolino) is the source of this 871-nucleotide messenger RNA. RefSeq names its product calcium voltage-gated channel auxiliary subunit gamma 6 (gene CACNG6). The coding region runs from base 82 to 813 and encodes 243 amino acids. Lineage: Eukaryota; Metazoa; Chordata; Lepidosauria; Squamata; Sphaerodactylidae. The record is from RefSeq and is a predicted model, not a curated record. Gene Ontology annotation, molecular function: calcium channel regulator activity; voltage-gated calcium channel activity. The transcript is spliced from 5 exons. Gene Ontology annotation, biological process: calcium ion transmembrane transport; regulation of calcium ion transmembrane transport via high voltage-gated calcium channel. Gene Ontology annotation, cellular component: membrane; L-type voltage-gated calcium channel complex.